AUGCUGCAUCACUUGGCCAACGGCGUGAUGAUGCCACGACGAUAUUGGCGGGCCACAGCGUUCCUGGGUGUGUGCACCGUGCUCACCUUUCUCGGCGUGCAGCAGCAGGUGAACAACUUGUCCUCGUCGCCAGAAUACGACACCCAGUGGCGACACGACGCUUCUGUACCCCAGGGUCUGCUGGUCGAUGAAGAAUCGGAUGCUGUGCGUCCGGAUCUAGGGGAGGCUAGACGAGGACGUGUGCUCGUGACAGGCGGCGCGGGCGUCAUUGGCAAGCAGGUCGUUUCCCGACUUCUCUCCGUCAACACUACUGUGACAGUACUCGACAUUGCACGCCACAGCGACGAACUCGAGCAUAUUCAGGCUCAGUACCCCAAUGCAGACCUCCACUUUGUCCAGGGCGACAUUCGCGAUCCAGUGGCGCUUGCGGAAGCCAUCGGCGAUGGCGUUCUCGGUACCAUCCACCUUGCUGGCUACAGCCGCAUCCAGUACUGUCUUGAGAAUCUGAGAGACUGCGAGGACGUCAACGUCGAUGGUACCGAUAAGCUUCUGCAGGCCCUGAAAGGUGACGGGUGGUUCAUCUUGGCCAGUUCAAGCGAGGUAUAUGGCGACGGCGUCGAAGUGUAUGGCCAGGCCCCUACCUUCCCCGUCCGAGAGGACGCGGCGCUGGUUCCCGUGAAUGCAUAUGGCAAGACCAAGAUCGAGGCCGAGGAAUGCGUGCGCGUCUAUGUCCACGGCGCAGCCGUUGCGGACAAGAACAUCAAUGCGGCCAUCCUGCGCCUCUCAACCGUGUACGGUUCCGCCGCCGACCACCAGGAAAACUUUGUGGUGGAUGCCAUGGAGAAGGCGUUGGCUCACCGUCCAAUACAGGUGGCAGGCGACCCCGUGGCCGACCUCAUCCACGUCCAGGACGUGGUCAACGCCAUUGCGGUCACUGUGAACCACCUCAACAAGCUGACCUAUGUCGAAGAGCGUACGGGCGAUAUUGAAAUCUACAACAUUGGCACCAAAGAGUCCAUCAAGGCCACGGACUAUGUGCGCAAGAUAAUGUGGCUCACCAACUCGUCUUCGCCUUUGCAAUCUCUCGAGGCCGAUCCCAACUUGCCCAAGCGCUACGAGGCCGACGUCACGCGCGCCAAAGAGGUCAUGGACUGGGAGGCAAAGAUCACCAUUGACGAGGGUCUCCACCGCCUCGCAAAGGUGUACUUGGCCGACACUGUCGAGUACCUCAGCCGCAAGCAGCAACAUGAGUGCCGCCCCCACCGCAGCUACGGUAUCAACGACCUGCUCAAGCUGCACGGCUGUUCAGGUACACUCGCUGCCGAUGUCGAUGGCCAGCCCUUCUACGCCUUCUGGGACCCAGACAUGAAGGAGGACCCCAACAAUGGCAAGCAGGCAACUCCGGCAAUGUACGGCUGGCGCGACGACAGUGGUCCCCAAGCAUGGGAGUUCCAAGUCCGGAAGAAGGGCAGACGGGCCCAACUCAGUCUCAAGCGCUUCGUUCCUGACAGCAAAGAUGGAGAUGGCAAGGUCGUUGAACCGGGCAAGUGGAUCCAGUUUGAGGCGAUCAACCCGGAAAACCCACUGCGCCACGAAAUUUACUUCACAGCCGACGUGGACCCAGACACUGGCUAUGUGAGCCUCAGCUUUCCAAGCGGUCCUAUGCUUGUUCCCUGGGUAGCACUCCCUCCACCGGGCGGUAAGAACGAAGAGAUGCCCGAUCAUACCAAGACGGCACUGGGCGACUUUCGUUUCCGCCUCACACCAUUCUGCUGCCCCGGUCGCCAGGCGCCGUGGCCAUUCUUCCGUGAUGACCCAGUCACGGCAAACGUUCUCGACUACCGACUGGAGAAGACCCGUGUAUUCAAUGCGUCUCAGAUCAACAUGCUCUGCUCGCGUCUCAAGGAUGCGCAGGGCCUGGCAGAGGUGCGCCUUGAACGGCUCAAGUCGGACCCAGCACCGCACAAACUCGAACUUGCACCUUUCCCCAUGGGCAGGCCGUUCGACUGGCGAAACAGAGGUCGUGAUGUCUGCACCAACCUCUGCGACCACCCUACCCUGUGUGUGGACACUGGUAACUGCGCGUGUGGCCAGGCGGCGUGUAGCACAAAGCCUCGUUUCCCGUUUGCUGCGUUUGCCAAUCGCCGCCUCAACACGACCUCGUAUCCGGCUGAAGUAUCUUGGGAAUGGGAUGGUCUCACAGACGACGCCCAGACACCGUCCUCUUCACACACUUCGCUUCAGGAGCGCGUAAACGAAGGCUCAUGGCUGAACGUUCUUCACCCUUACGCUCGCCGUUACCUCAUGAGCAACCCGCACUACCACCCAGUCACCGUCACGGCCAUUCCUGCCGAAGAGGAGAAGGAACGCCUCAAUGACCCGGACAAGUUCAACCGCGUGCAGACCGAGUGGCACGGCUGCUUCUCGGCCGACAGUGUCAUGGAACGCGCCACACAGCUCAUCUCGACCGAGUACAAGAAGGACAGCUCACUCGUCUUCCUCCCGUACUAUUCGUACACCCAGCGCUUCAAGCCCGUCGAAGAGUGGGCGAAGAAUGCCCUCCAGCACAACCUCCCCAGCGGCGUGGAUGUCGCCGACUUUAUCAUUCCUUUCACCUUCGACUUUGGCAAGUGCAACACCAUCAUCUUCGACCUGUACCGUGUGCGCGACUGGAGCUCGGCUCCUGACGUGAUCGAGCGUGCCUCGUCAUGGCAGACGAUGGGGGAUCUGAAUUCUCCUUGCUACGACAUGGACCAAGAUGUGGUGAUCCCGGCUCGCACAUGCAGACAAGAGGACCUGCGCUCCACGUUUAGCUUGCUCGACAACGUCAAACCGUCACAUCAGCGCUCCACUCUGGUCUUCUUCAAAGGUGCACCGAACGGCGCUGGUGCAUCUGUGCGCUACAAGGUUGCCUGCGAGCGCCCGUACCAGGACAUCAGCGGGAAGCUGACUGGCGCCAAUGAGCUUGCUCGAUACUGGAACGAGUACAACCCCAACACCAAGAAGUUAAGCGACCCAACGGCCUACGUUGAGACCCUCGGUGACACCGUCUUCUGUCCCGUGCCCCGCGGGACGGCCGGCUGGUCGCCACGUAUCACAGAUACAAUCUACGCCGGCUGCAUUCCCGUCCUCCUCGGCGACCAAACACACGAGCCGUUCUGGGACAUGCUGGACUGGUCCAAAUUCUCAGUCCAGAUCAACGACUACGAGAUCGAGCGCCUCGAGCAGAUCCUCAUGUCCUAUUCGUGGGCAGAGGUUGAGGAGAUGCAAGCCAACCUCAUGCUCGUCCGCGAGGCGUUCCUGUACCCGAAAGAAGGACACAUGGAUGACAACCUCAAGGGCCACGGACCGUUCUUCUUCGCCAUGCAUACCGCGAGUCUCCUCAAGCGCACCACAUUCCCAAUUUAG
Molecule: messenger RNA, 3408 nt
Organism: Apiotrichum porosum
Lineage: Eukaryota; Fungi; Basidiomycota; Tremellomycetes; Trichosporonales; Trichosporonaceae
Exons: 6
Coding region: 1-3408 (1135 amino acids)
Source: RefSeq, a predicted model, not a curated record